AGUAACGCGAAGAUUUGUGCUUACCUGUCAGUUGUAGUCGCUGCUAAAUUCACACGUAAUCACCUUGAAUUGGUUCUCUGUUAGUCGGACUGGACAUAUUUGGAGCUGUUUGAAAGUGUUGUUUAAGCAUGGACAGUGAGGGGAGGAAAGUGGUGGUUUGUGACAAUGGCACAGGGUUUGUCAAGUGUGGCUUCGCCGGAUCCAACUUCCCCGAUCACAUCUUCCCAGCGAUGGUGGGCCGACCAAUCAUCCGCUCAACCACCAAAGUGGGCAACAUCGAGAUUAAGGACCUGAUGGUGGGGGACGAGGCCAGCCAGUGUCGCUCCAUGCUGGAGGUGUCCUACCCCAUGGAGAACGGCAUGGUGCGCUGCUGGGACGAGAUGCUCCACCUGUGGGACCACACCUUCGGCCCCGACCGCCUCAACAUCAACCCGUCAGAAUGCAAGAUCCUGCUGACUGAGCCACCAAUGAAUCCCACCAAGAACCGUGAGAAGAUCGCAGAGGUCAUGUUUGAGAAGUACCAGUUCCACGGCAUCUACGUGGCCAUUCAGGCUGUGCUCACUCUGUACGCUCAAGGUUUGCUUACCGGUGUGGUCAUUGACUCUGGAGAUGGUGUCACCCACAUCUGUCCAGUUUAUGAGGGUUUCUCUCUGCCUCAUCUCACACGACGGCUGGACAUCGCAGGACGUGACAUCACAAGAUACCUCAUUAAGCUCUUGCUGCUCCGUGGUUAUGCCUUCAAUCACACGGCUGACUUUGAGACUGUUCGGAUGCUGAAGGAGAAGCUCUGCUAUGUGGGAUACAACAUUGAACAGGAGCAGCGUCUGGCCACAGAAACCACUUACCUGGUGGAGGCUUACACGCUCCCUGAUGGCCGGCAGGUGAACGUUGGAGGGGAGCGAUUCGGGGCCCCUGAAGCUCUCUUCCAGCCUCACCUCAUCAACAUAGAGGGAGCAGGAGUGGCCGAGCUGCUGUUCAACACCAUCCAGGCGGCAGACAUCGACCUCAGGGCUGACUUCUACAAGCACAUCGUUCUGUCAGGAGGCUCCACCAUGUACCCCGGCCUUCCAUCCAGACUGGAAAGAGAGAUCAAGCAGCUCUACUUGGAGAGGGUGCUGGACGGAAACACUCAGAAACUAUCAAAGUUUAAGAUCCGAAUCGAGGAUCCUCCGAGGCGUAAACACAUGGUGUUCCUGGGCGGCGCUGUGCUGGCAAACAUCAUGAAAGACAAGGACUCCUUCUGGCUGAGCAGAGAGGAAUAUCUGGAGAAAGGCCUGGGAGUGCUGCAGAAACUGGGAGGUGGAGUCAGAUAAAGUACAAGAAAAUAAAGUAAAUAUAUCUGAUAAACAAAAACAUCAUCUGAUUUUUUACGACUUUAAUAUCAACUCCUCACCUCUGGCAAACAUCUGCAGUCUUUUCCAUUCCUGUUAGUGCUAAAAUGUUUGGUUUCAAAUAAAAAUCAUGAACAGAUUGUUACAUAUUCUUUAAUAUCUGUUUUUUUUUCAGCUUUUAGUAGUUUUUAAUUCUAAACUGAACAUUUUUUAGAUGUCUUAACACUUUUUUGGACAAAAAAUAGUUGAUUUGAUUUUUAUGAUUACCCUAAAAAAAUCUAACAAAUUCACACCAAAAGCAAUCAAAAGUCCUUAAAGUAUCAAUCUAUUUAGAUGUUUGUUAUAUAUAAAACAACUGGUAGGUGGUUUAUUUUUGUUAUUUUGCUGCUUUGAACAGAACAAUCAAUAACUCAGAUUUAGAUGACACUCAAUUAUGAAUUUGAAACAUUUUUUUAAAAAUACAUUUAAAAUGAGUCUUUAUUCAGCCUUCUGCAAUGCUGAUAAGGCUUUGGGAUGAAAAAUAAAUGAUCUGGAUGAAAUUCUAACUUUUGGAGGGAAUCUAGCUCCAUAUUGUACCAAUUUGGGAAUUUUUCUUGUGUCAUAGCUGUGCGGAACUACUGGAACUACUGAACAGAAAAUGUCAAACUUUGCUUUUUAAGGUCAGUUAUUUCUCACAUCCUACUGUAAAGUAGAUUUUAU
Acanthochromis polyacanthus (spiny chromis) is the source of this 2030-nucleotide messenger RNA. RefSeq lists its product as uncharacterized. Gene Ontology annotation, cellular component: Arp2/3 protein complex; actin cortical patch. Gene Ontology annotation, molecular function: actin filament binding. Bases 129 to 1313 code for a protein of 394 amino acids. Lineage: Eukaryota; Metazoa; Chordata; Actinopteri; Pomacentridae. The transcript is spliced from 9 exons. Gene Ontology annotation, biological process: Arp2/3 complex-mediated actin nucleation. The record is from RefSeq and is a predicted model, not a curated record.